Molecule: messenger RNA, 6013 nt
Organism: Siniperca chuatsi (mandarin fish)
Lineage: Eukaryota; Metazoa; Chordata; Actinopteri; Centrarchiformes; Sinipercidae
Gene: fcho2
Product: FCH and mu domain containing endocytic adaptor 2
Exons: 30
Coding region: 162-3377 (1071 amino acids)
Biological process (GO): clathrin coat assembly; synaptic vesicle endocytosis; clathrin-dependent endocytosis
Cellular component (GO): plasma membrane; clathrin-coated vesicle; cytoplasm
Source: RefSeq, a predicted model, not a curated record
UGGAGGUGGAGUCUGUAGGUGGGGAGGGAGAAGAAAGGGGAGAGGAGGAAAACGGGGAAAGGCGGAUACAACAGAAACGGGGGGAGGACGGUGGAUGAUUUACGCUUUAAAAGUUGCAUUACAACAAAUUUAAGAGUUGCGGCGAAGAGGAAUAAAACAAGAUGAUAACGCCCUACUUCCUAGAGAAUUUCUGGGGAGAAAAAAAUAAUGGCUUCGACGUGCUCUACCAUAACAUGAAGCAUGGCCAAAUUUCCUCCAAGGAGUUGACAGACUUCAUCAGAGAAAGGAGUACUAUUGAAGAGGCCUAUGCCAGGUCUAUGACCAAACUUGCCAAGUCAGCUGGCAACUUUUCUCAGCUUGGGACUUUUGCUCCAGUGUGGGAUGUGUUCAAGAGCUCAACAGAGAAGCUGGCCAUCUGUCACAUGGAGCUAGUGAGGAAACUACAGGAACUCAUAAAAGAGGUUCAGAAGUAUGUGGAAGAGCAGGCCAAAGCACACAAAAAGACAAAAGAGGAGGUGGCAUCCACCCUGGAGGCUGUACAGAACAUCCAGACCACCUCUCAGGCUCUGCAGAAGUCCAAGGAGAUCUACAAUGCCAAAACUGUGGAGCAGGAGCGUCUCCGCAAAGAAGGGGCCACCCAGAGAGAUGUGGACAAGGCUGGAGUGAAAGCCAAAAAAGCCACAGAGACCUAUAAGUUGUAUGUGGAGAAAUAUGCCACAGCUAAGUCGGAGUUUGAACAGAAGAUGGCAGAAACUGCACAGAAAUUCCAAGACAUUGAAGAAAACCACAUUCUCCACAUGAAGGAGAUCAUUCAGUCAUACUCACAGUCUGUCGAUGAAACACACAUUCAAAUAGGAGAGGUCCACAAUGAAUUUGUGAGGAACAUUGAGAACACCUCAGUGGAGAGCUUAAUACAGAAACUGGCCGAGAGCAAAGGAACGGGCACCGAGAGACCAGGACCGAUUGAGUUUGAGGAGUGCAACGCAGCUAUUGCUACUGAAGGUGCCAAACCCAGAAAGAGAAAACCUUUUGGCAUCCCAGGUCGUAGGAAAGACAAGGACACAGACUCCACGGAGUCUACAGAAGUUGAAGCUGCUAACACUGCCAAUGGCGCUCCCCCUGGAUAUUAUGGAGCCAUAGACAUCCAGAACGCUAAUGUUCCCCAAGUUGAUGCAGAGGGCUUCUGUAUCAGACCGGAAGCAAAUGAAAACAAUGCCAAAGAGAAUUCCUUCUAUUCGUCCAGCGACUCAGAGGAUGAAGAUGAACCCAGGAAGUUCCAUGUAGAAAUAAAGCCUGUUCAGCCAAACAACGGCACGCAUCAGAACCGAGCCACCAUCGACGAGCUUAAAGCCUCCAUUGGAAACAUCAUCCUGUCACCCUCAACCUCGGGACAGAUGCGGAGGAACCAGUCCAGUGAUGAACUAGCAAAAACCAGAGUGCCAACAUCCUAUGAACUGGCUAACAACGACCUUCUGUCUCUAGACCCGUUCAGCCCGAAUGUCACAGCAGGCUCCUCUUUCUCUGUGUCCUCAUCAACAGAUCUUGCCUCUAUCUUCCUUUCAAUUCCUCCACCUCCAUCUUUUCUGAUGAAUGACUCAGACGUCCUUUUGCCAGAGGCAUCAGCUGAGAUGGUGCCACACCGGGAGCCAUCUCCUCCCCGGGCAGAGAGCCAACAAUCCAAAGAUGUCUCCUCUUUCUCUUCGUCCACAUCCUCUCCGUGGGACUCACCAGAAAACCCUUUCCAGGCACUCAAGCCUGUGCCAGCGAGGGCCCAGAGCGCCCCAAUCACGCUGCCAACUGAGCCUGUUGACCCCAUCAAAAGCCCGGCUGCUGCCAGCCCUCCAAAGAGCGUCAAUGCCUUCUCCUCCGUGUCCUGGUCCCAGAGCCAGUGGAUCGCCUUCAGUGAUAAUUUCGCUCCACCUCGACAUCAGGGCUCAGGGUCAUCUGUGAAGGAGGUCCAGAGGCCUCAGUCCGGCUCCGGCAGGUCAAGUCGCUUCCUCUCUGAUGACUCUGUUGACACCUACUGCAAAGCUGCAGGCAGCAGAGAAGACAGCAACCCCUGUUUCUCUGAUGUCUUCUCUGGGAUUACAGAUAGGGCGAUGGCAGCAGCUCCAUCAAGCAAAAUAUUUAAUGUGCCGGUACCAAACCGACCUACGACGCCGCUGACAGCUGGAGCCCUGGUGCCCCCACCACGACCCUCCUCCAGGCCCAAACUUGCCACUGGAAAACUCACAGGAAUCAACGAGAUUGUACGGCCGUUCAGCCCACCCAAGACAUCGAACGCUAGCCCUCCACCUAAUGCACCACUCGCCCGGGCAGAGAGUUCCUCCUCCUUGUCCUCGAAUGCCUCACUCAGCGCUGGAAACACCCCCACUGUUGGAGCUGAGCACACCUUUGCUCUCCCCCUCUCCCCCACAGAGCCAGAGCUGCUCUCCCUCUCUCCUUUCUUUCUUCUAAGUCAAAAGGAUGAUGUGUUCAUAGCGAAGCUGCCUACCUUUGAGAAGCGGUGUGAAACACCAGCAGGGACGUCUCGCGGUCCCAGCCCUGUGACCCUGGCAUCCCAAGAUGCUUUGCCCAUUGCCGUGGCCUUCACAGAGUCGGUUAAUGCUUACUUCAAAGGAGCUGAUCCCACUAAGUGCAUUGUGAAGAUCACAGGAGACAUGACCUUGUCGUUCCCGAUGGGCAUCAUCAAGGUGUUCACCGCCAACCCCUCCCCGGCCGUGCUCACCUUCAAACUGAAGAACACCAGCAGGUUGGAGCAGAUCCUACCAAACCAACAACUACUAUACAGUGAUCCUUCCCAAAGUGACUCAAAUUCCAAGGACUUCUGGUUCAACAUGCAAGCACUGACGUCCUACCUCAGAAAAGCCUCAGAUCAGAAUCCUUCAGCUUCCUACUAUAAUGUGGACAUCCUAAAAUACCAGGUGCUGUCUGAUGGGAUCCAUUCCACUCCUCUCAACCUGGCCAUAUACUGGAAGUGUACACCGAGUACAUCAGACCUGCGGGUAGACUACCGAUACAACCCGGAGUCCAUGGCCUCCCCUGGUCCGCUCACCAAUGUACAGAUCUUAGUGCCUGUUGACGGAGGAGUCACCAACAUGCAGUCUCUGCCCAACUCCAUCUGGAAUUCAGAGCAGAAUAAGUGUCUGUGGAAGCUGAAUGACAUCUCAGAAAAGUCUGAAAAUGAAGGCGCUGGGUCCCUGAGGGCUAAGUUUGAACUGUCAGAUGGGCCAUCGACCCCCUCCACUCUGGCAGUGCAGUUUAUGAGUGAGGGGAGCACCCUGUCAGGAGUGGACAUGGAACUGCAGGGGACUGGAUACAGACUUUCUCUCAACAAGAAGAGAUUUGCCACAGGACGUUAUAUGGCAGAUUGCUGAGGUGACCCACCACUCUGUUUUGAAAGGAAAAAAAUCUUGCUUGACACAGAAGUUGGCAACUUUGCAAGGCUUCCUGAACCUCUGGAUCCAUGUAAGCACAGUCGUGCGAGCGAGAAUCUCACUACAAUAAAACAGCACUGAGUAUUGAACACUGUUUAAAAAAAAAAGAGAGAGAGAAAAAAGAAAACUAAGAUGAGCUUUCAGGAAAUGUGUAGAUAUGAAGUCUAGUAAUGCUUUCUGAUCAAUUCACUUUUGUAUAGUCAGAAACAAUUUAUGGAUUAGAUAUAAAUCUAUAUUGUAUUUGAAAUCAUAAAAAAAGAAAAAAGUGCACUAACAAUCUUUCAGCUCCUCUUUUUCCUCUUAUUAAUUUUUCAAGAGCCUAUAAGGAAUAUAAAACAAAUCAUUUCCACAUCGAAGAGAAGAAAAGCUUUCUCCCUCUCUCCCGCUGAACUGUAAAUAUUAACACUGAAUAUUCUGCUCGACCAGCUCUGACUCAACUAAAUCAGUUUUGUUUACUGAUUUUUCUCUUUUCCUCCUCAUGAUUUGUCUUUUUUGAUCAUGUGCAAUGAAGGUAGAAUCUGUCUUAAACAGCACUCACACAAGCGUGACCUUUAAAAUAACAUUGAAGUGCUUUCAAACAAAUGCAAAAAAAAAAAAUCUGACCUCAGUGCCUCAUCUUAUACUGUGGAUUAAUAGGCAACAAAAGUGCAUCAUUGUUUUCAGAUUUAAGCUACGUUUCUCUGUGAUAAAGUGCAAGGAGUUUUUUAAACAAUGACCCCUAAUGGGGUCUGUGAUCAGUGUGGUCUUUUUAGAAUUGAACUUUUUUCCUCUUGUAAAUUCCCCUUUCAGUCGUGGCUUGUAUUUUUUUUUUUUUUUUUUUUUCAUUUUUAAGCCCUUAAUUUUUAUUCUUUAUAAAAAAAAAACAUUCUCAGCAAUCUUGACUGUAAAACAUUGUUUCAAAUGUUAGAUGCUUUAAAAAAAUCAAGGGACAUUACCCCAAAUUUAACUUGCAGCCUUUUUUUAAAACUGGCAGUGUUUUUUUUAAUCACACUUGUGCCCUAUUAAUGAAGAAAUGUGCCUGAACUUUUCUCUCAUCUUUUUUUGUAUAAUACAGCACAGUUAAUGAGCAUAGCACCAACAAUGUGCCAGUUGUGUUUUUUACUCCUUUAUUUGGAUGUUGAAGGGAAAAUGUCUCCUCUUUUUACAACCCAACUGUCUUCCAGAAAUGAAUGAGUCAUGUUUGCCUUCUUGAGUUUGAUCAUUUAACUCUCUUAUAUCUCGUCUUUUUCUAUUCAAUGCUCGUCAAUUGACCUUCACCUCAUACAUUCACUGUGUAUGAGGUGAAGUGAGAUGUAAGUGAGCAGUAGCACAAUAAGGCCAAAUUAAUGAUCGAAAUGCCUUAUCACAAUUACGUGGCACUGCGUAAUCCAGUGUUGCCCGUGGUUAGCUAUUGUGACAGUACUGCCAUUGCCCUGUGAUAGAUUACUGACCUGUCCUGCCUCUCACCCAGUGCAUGCUGGGAUAAGCUUCAGCCUCUUGUAACUAUAAACAGCACAAGUGGGUACAGAAAAUGGAUGGAAAAUUGCCACGUUUGAUUCUUGGUGCUUCAUUCUUGUCUUUUACUAAUGAAGGCUGCUGCUGUAGAGGCUGUUGUACUUCUUGAUGGAGUAUUUUUAUGUUGUGUAGGACAUUUUUCAUUGACCUCAACCGUGUAAUGAUCCUUAAAUUGGUUAAUGUGACAUGUCUGGAGAUGUGAUUAGUUGCCUGGAAGCUGUGAUUGAAAUUUGAUAAAAAACCUUUUAGGGCAGGAGUUUCAUACACUGCAUCACGUGGCCAACUGACCUCUCAGAUAAGAUUUUAGGAAAUAACUUUUCACAUCAGGCAUAUUUUUUACUGUCCGCUGUGCUAUAAAACAUGGCUCAAUGUAGUUUUUAUCUGACCAGUUUGCAGGUGAUUUAAACUCGUAUUCAUACUUGAUUAUUCUGUCUCUCAUGGAAACUGAUCAUUUAUUUGAUUUCAUUCAUCAUAUCUGGCCAGAGUGAUUAUAUGUAAUGACCAGUUGUUAAUGUUUGUGAUUCUUUAAGUACCUGGUUUAAGACUCAAGCCUUUAAUAAUAAUUUAGAGGCAGACAUUAAUUUUAAAUGGAUGAUGGAAAUGUCCAUUUAAGUUGUGUCUGUUGAAUUUAAAUUUUGUAUCUCACUCUGAACUUUAAUCAGCCAAAUGUUUCAAGGUAGUUGAAAUGAAUGAGUUUACAUAAAAUCCUAAAAUUGUAGCGCCACACAUUUGUACAGUGUUUUCUCUUAACUAAUUAUAUCAGUGGUUUUGGUCAGAUAAGCCGAAUGCAUAAAAAAAAAAUAGUACACAGAUUCUGUAAUUGUAUUCUGUAUUAGCAAGCUGGUUCUUGCUGCCCCUACAAAACUUUCAAAAUAAACUUUCAAGGCUCCUUUUUUGGUCACUUUCACAUUCUUUCUUUCUUUGUAUGUUGUAUUAAAGAGAGUUUAAAGAGAGCAACACUGUGUAAAUGAUUCUCAUAAAUUGUAAAUUUUUACCAAUAUCCCACUUUUUGUCUCUAUGAUUUCUCGUUGGGCCUGUAUUAAAUGUGUAAUAUAUGAAUAUAUACAAAUAUAUUAAAAUGA